Serendipita indica DSM 11827 is the source of this 741-nucleotide messenger RNA. Lineage: Eukaryota; Fungi; Basidiomycota; Agaricomycetes; Sebacinales; Serendipitaceae. The record is from the annotation of a GenBank genome assembly.
AUGAGUGCCACUUCUUCGUCCGACUCGUCAUCUCCGUCCACUCCGGAGAACAAAGUCUACGACCUCGGCGGCAGCAGUAGCAGCAACAGCAACACCGACCUCGCCACAGCCUCUUCAAGUAACAGCCCUUCUACUGUCGAUAUUACCUCCACGACGCUCAAGCCAGCGAGCGUCGCCCUCCCGCGUCGCAACAACGCCGGAUCGAAAUCUGCCAAACGCGCGCUAUGGGCAUUCACUAGUGCACCCCAAGUCUCCGAGGACCAAUCCACUACGAGUACUGAACUAGUCGGCGGCCGCACAAUCGAUCCGACGACCCUCCUCGAACCCUCGGACCUCGCAAAGCCACUCAAAUGUGCCCCCGUCGACAUUGAAGAACUCCGUCAGGUGGCGGCACCCCGCAGGAAAAAGGCAUGCAAGGGCUGCACAUGUGGUCUUGCAGAACUCGAAAAGGAGGAAAUGAUGCGCGAGCGUGGCCUCGUCGUCGAUGCUGUUACCGGAGACGUCGUUUCGUCGACCGAGCAAGGCGAGAGUGUGGUAUUGAGUGCAGAAGAAAAGGAAAAACUCCGUCUAGAGGCUGCGGUUCGAGCAGCGAAUAAGAUUACUCCAGAAGUCGGGAAGAGUAGCUGCGGGAGCUGCUACUUGGGCGACGCGUUCCGCUGUGCGACGUGUCCGUAUCUCGGACUUCCGGCAUUCAAGCCCGGAGAAAAGGUUGAACUCCCCUCAGCCAUUGUCAAGGCAUAG